Messenger RNA from Aphanomyces invadans, 1159 nucleotides. RefSeq lists its product as hypothetical. Lineage: Eukaryota; Oomycota; Saprolegniomycetes; Saprolegniales; Verrucalvaceae. The record is from RefSeq and is a predicted model, not a curated record. The transcript is spliced from 4 exons. The coding region runs from base 1 to 873 and encodes 290 amino acids.
AUGAUCAUGCGUGGCCCCGAGAAGCCGAAUCUUCGACUCCUGCGUCGGUGGUUUCGGCAUUUGGCACAUCUUCCUGUGGUUGCGUUGAUUCAUACGGCAUUCACCGGGAACGAGUACCCCGAGCGCAUGCACCGCGUCAUCGAGCACUUCUGUGACGUCCUGCCAUCGAUGCACCACCUUCGUCGAGUGGAGCUGACAGUGGGCAGUCCUGCUUUGAUGAAAACGCUUGUUCAUUGCAUCUCGAAAUCCUCUAUCACCGACGUAAAUCUCCGGGGCCCAUCGACGUGGCAUCAGCAUGGCGAGGACCAGGCGCUGAACCGUGCGACCUUACGCGAAUUCAUGUCGUGGUUGAAGUCGAAGAACGCCACGACGUUUGCUCUGGAAACGUAUCGAUUCGAAUGCAAAGAUGCCGAGAUCGAGUCGUUUUACACAGCUAUUGAAGCCGCCGACGCGCUGGAAAGGUUGAUCUGGACCAACUGCGAGAUGCCACAGGCCCUCAGUCAACUUGUGCCGGACGGCAUCUGGAACGUCCUGCCACAACUGCUCAACCUCACGCUUGUCGACUUCUCCGAAACCUGCCUGAACGUCGCGGAUGAGGAGGCGCUAGCAACUGCACUGGUCGGCUCGAAUGCGAUGUCGCGCACACGCGUCAGGGUUCUGAGCUUGAAGAACAAUAUUGUCCUGGACGAAGUAGCGAUGGCACUAGCCGCUGCGUUUCGACUGGACGCCAUCUUGGUCUCGGUCGAGCGAAGACUGUACGUGACGAAGGAGGUGAUCCUCACGAACAACAACGGUGUCGACGACAUGCGGCACAUCGUCGAUACUCGGAUACCACCAAAUGUGAAGAUUAUCCUCUCAUGGAGUCAUUAUUGAGCUGAUCGAUGUCAACGUUCAAAGCUGCACGGAUGCACAACCGACAAGUGUCGCCCAUCUAGCCAACAUGGCUGGCGCUCCGGGCAGUCAAGUUGUGUCGAUUGAAAUCGUGCUAAACAGCGAUUCCUGGGUGCGCAUCGUUGUUACCUUCAUCCUUCAGAACGAUCACCAUGGUCGUCUGAACGUAGUCAGGACGGCUGCUCAGGAGGUCGCAUCGUUCGCUCAGCCUCCCGUCGGACGAAGCAGCGCUUGUUGUGCCUGCGUCCGGCGUUGUUGGACGUCGCCA